Tinamus guttatus (white-throated tinamou) is the source of this 662-nucleotide messenger RNA. The record is from RefSeq and is a predicted model, not a curated record. NCBI's taxonomy places the organism in Eukaryota, Metazoa, Chordata, Aves, Tinamiformes, Tinamidae.
UCUUAUUUCUAAGUCAGUUGUUCUAAAUAUGUUUGCAUCUGUUUCUUGUGUAGACUGAAAAGCUAACUAAGAGAGAAGUGGAAGCCAAAUUCUGUAAUCUCUCUCUCUCAUCAAGUAGUCUUUCUCGACUCUACAAAUUUAUUGAGCAAAAGGGAGAGCCAAGUAACGUAUUUCCAUUUUUAAACACAAUGAUUAAACAAAAAACGGGUGUCACUCAGCUCUUGAAGCAUGGCAUGAAGGAUCUAGAGGAAAUCAUUGGUCUGUUAAAGCAGCUUGGAAUAAAACUUCAGGUUUCGAUAAAUCUGGGACUAGUUUACAAAAUACAGCAGCACAAUGGUAUUAUCUUUCAGUUCAUAGCAUACAUCAAAAGAAGACAAAGAACCGUGCCUGAAAUCCUUGCUGCCGGAGGGAGAUACGAUCAUCUGAUACCACAAUUUAGAGGACCGCAGACAGUAGGACCAGUUCCUUCAGCUGUUGGAGUCAGCAUAGCUAUAGAUAAAAUAACAGCGGCUGUUUCCAGCAUGGAGGAUUCUGUGUCUGCCAGCUCCUGUGACCUCCUGGUUGUGAGUGCUGGUCAGAUGUCCAUGGGUAGAGCUAUCAAUAUCGUUCAGAAGCUCUGGACUGUGGGAAUUCCAGCUGAAAUAAUGUACGACUGGUCCCAG